AUGGUUAGCGGACUGCAGUCUAAGAAAAAAGGACUAAGUGCAGAGGAAAAGAGAACCCGCAUGAUGGAAAUAUUUUUUGAGACGAAAGAUGUAUUUCAAUUAAAAGACAUGGAGAAGAUUGCUCCCAAAGAAAAAGGCAUUACUGCUAUGUCAGUAAAAGAAGUCCUUCAAAGCUUGGUUGAUGAUGGUAUGGUUGACUGUGAGAGGAUUGGAACAUCUAAUUAUUAUUGGGCUUUUCCAAGUAAAGCUCUUCACGCCAGGAAACGUAAGCUGGAGGUUCUGGAAUCUCAGUUAUCUGAGGUAAACCAAAAGCAUGCAAACCUGCAGAAAAGCAUCGAGAAAGCUAGAAUUGGCCGACAUGAAACGGAAGAGCGAACCUUGCUAGCAAAAGAGCUUUCUUCACUUCGAGACCAAAGGGAACAGCUAAAGGCCGAAGUAGAAAAAUACAAAGAAUGUGACCCGCAAGUUGUGGAAGAAAUACGUCAAGCAAAUGAAGUGGCCAAAGAAGCUGCUAACAGAUGGACUGAUAACAUAUUUGCAAUAAAAUCUUGGGCCAAAAGAAAAUUUGGGCUCGAAGAAAAUAAAAUUGAUAAAACUUUUGGAAUUCCAGAAGACUUUGACUACCUAGAUUAAAAUGUUUGAUGUCAGUGAAGGAGCUAUGUGC
Globicephala melas (long-finned pilot whale) is the source of this 664-nucleotide messenger RNA. It is a transcript of the gene MND1, whose product is annotated as meiotic nuclear divisions 1. Gene Ontology annotation, molecular function: double-stranded DNA binding. Gene Ontology annotation, cellular component: nucleus. The record is from RefSeq and is a predicted model, not a curated record. NCBI's taxonomy places the organism in Eukaryota, Metazoa, Chordata, Mammalia, Artiodactyla, Delphinidae. Gene Ontology annotation, biological process: reciprocal meiotic recombination.